CACGUGUCCCUUGCUUUCUGCCAUCAUGUCGGUCCUUGGCCGCACUUUCCUUCUCAUCGCUACGAUAGCCAUUUUUCACGCUGCAUUUUCUACAUAUGAACACCUUUCACAUCUGAAAGCCUUGGAAAGACCCGAAGGACAGCUACCGCAGGACAUCGUAAUUGAAGCAUUCGUGGCACUAGCACUUGGAAUUCUGGGGGCAUCCCUCAACGCUCCACCUUUGAAAGAGAUAACAUGGGCGAGUGAAAUGGACAAACGGUGGGCAUCACGAUUCUUUCUCAGCUCAUAAUGUCUGUAACUUCGGAUAGGUCAAUCGACGAAAUGGAUGCCAGACCAAGUUUUGCCAGCUAUGUAAAUCGCGGAAAGAAUAUACUGUCCUAGCACUAGCUGUAUCUUUAUUGCAUGAUAAAAGUAUUUAGAGGGAUAAUGAGUACGCUGUUACUUGGCCGACAGCUCUACUGCAUUCUUGAAAGCACUGAGAAGCGCCGUCAGCUGUAUCUUUUCGCUACCACCAGUGGACAAACGAUGUC
Desarmillaria tabescens is the source of this 530-nucleotide messenger RNA. RefSeq names its product magnesium transporter. Gene Ontology annotation, cellular component: EMC complex. The transcript is spliced from 4 exons. Lineage: Eukaryota; Fungi; Basidiomycota; Agaricomycetes; Agaricales; Physalacriaceae. Gene Ontology annotation, biological process: protein folding in endoplasmic reticulum. The record is from RefSeq and is a predicted model, not a curated record. Bases 26 to 289 code for a protein of 87 amino acids.